This is a messenger RNA of Cantharellus anzutake, 447 nucleotides long. RefSeq lists its product as uncharacterized. The record is from RefSeq and is a predicted model, not a curated record. The coding region runs from base 1 to 447 and encodes 148 amino acids. The transcript is spliced from 4 exons. NCBI's taxonomy places the organism in Eukaryota, Fungi, Basidiomycota, Agaricomycetes, Cantharellales, Hydnaceae.
AUGAGGCCUACCAAGUGCAAGGCCGCCAUUUUUUGGGCUGCAAAGGAACCCCCAGUUGUCGAGGAUGUUGAGGUUGACCCACCAAAAGCAAAUGAAGAAUCAAAAUGUUAUACACGGGAUUUGCCACACGUAGAACUCGUUGGACAAGGUGCAACAGAUGUUCAACCGGUGAGGGCACUAGAAGUAUCGAGAGAGACCAGAAACGAGAGGGGCAGCGGAGUUUCCCAAUUGAGGGAGGAACAGGAAAGGGACAUGCACCUUGAGGACCAGGUGUCAAGAGGCUGCACUGGCUUGACUGGAAACGCAGCAAGGCAAAGACCUGACACUGAAGUUGCCAAAGGCAGCGGAAUACAGAAAGUAAGGAAUCAGUCCAGAACCAAGAUCAUGCUUCAGGAUGAUGCUUGGCGCGGCGGAAAAGGAAAGUGGGUUGCAGAGAACGGUAUUUAA